Messenger RNA from Leptosomus discolor (cuckoo roller), 549 nucleotides. NCBI's taxonomy places the organism in Eukaryota, Metazoa, Chordata, Aves, Leptosomiformes, Leptosomidae. The record is from RefSeq and is a predicted model, not a curated record.
UGCUACGGCUCGGUGCAGGGCACCAUCUACGACUAUGGUGCCCUAACCAUCGAUGGGGACGAGUACAUCCCCUUCAGGAAUUACGCAGGGAAGAUGGUGCUCUUCGUCAACGUGGCCACGUACUGAGGCCUCACUCUGCAGUAUGUUGAACUGAAUGCACUACAAAAUGAGCUGGGGCCCUAUGGGCUCGUCGUCCUGGGCUUCCCCUCCAACCAAUUUGGGAAGCAGGAACCCGGCCAGAACUCAGAGAUCCUUUUUACUGGGGCGGGGGCUGGGCCCCCGAGCCAGUACGUUCGGCCGGGGGGUGGUUUUGUCCCCAACUUCCAGCUGUUCCAGAAAGGGGAUGUGAACGGGGCCAAGGAGCAGAAGGUCUACACCUUCCUGAAGAACGCCUGUCCCCCGGUGGCGGAGGAGUUUGGGAACCCCAAAAACCUCUUCUGGGAGCCUCUGCGGAACCACCUUGCCCCCCUGCUCUGCCAUCCCACCCUGCGAGGCAGUGGGAGGAUGCAGGGGCCGGCCACCCCGCAGCAGAAGACCAUGUCUCCAUGA